Molecule: messenger RNA, 2364 nt
Organism: Gadus chalcogrammus (walleye pollock)
Lineage: Eukaryota; Metazoa; Chordata; Actinopteri; Gadiformes; Gadidae
Gene: aifm1
Product: apoptosis inducing factor mitochondrion associated 1
Exons: 15
Coding region: 521-1846 (441 amino acids)
Biological process (GO): mitochondrial respiratory chain complex assembly; apoptotic process
Cellular component (GO): cytoplasm; mitochondrion
Molecular function (GO): protein dimerization activity; NAD(P)H oxidase H2O2-forming activity; FAD binding
Source: RefSeq, a predicted model, not a curated record
AGUGAUUGGUUACCAGACGUACCGGACAGUGCGAGGGGACAGAGAGCGAUACGACGAGCGCAUCACAGAGAUCACCUCCAGACCAACCAAGUCGCAGCAGACGUCGUACAUCCAGAGCCCAGAGCCCGUAGCUGCAGCACCAGAGACGGAGGCCCUCACACCGGCCCCCCAGGAGGAGAGCCCAGCCCCGGUAGAGGAGACCCCGGCCCCGAUAGAGGAGACCCCAGCCCCAGUAGAGGAGACCCCAGCCCCAGUAGAGGAGACCCCGGCAGUAGAGGAGACCCCAGUAGUAGAGGAGACCCCAGUAGUGGAGGAGACCCCCGCGGAGGAGCCGUCAGCCCCCAGCUCCAGUGAAGACAGCCCAGCGGAACCCGCAGCCAGCCUACCUGUGGUGCCAGGCCACGCCCCCUACCUUCUGAUUGGAGGGGGCACCGCGUCUUUUGCCGCCGCCCGCUCCAUCCGCGCCCGCGACCCUGAUGCCAAGGUGCUGAUCGUGACGGACGAGCCGGACCUGCCCUACAUGAGGCCCCCGCUCUCCAAAGAGCUGUGGUUCUCUGACGACCCCACGGUCACCGACACGCUGCGCUUCAAACAGUGGAAUGGGAAGGAGAGGAGCAUCUACUUCCAGCCGCCGUCGUUCUACAUCAGCCCUGAGGAGCUGGCCGUGGCCCCCAACGGAGGUGUGGCCGUGCUCACGGGCAGGAAGGUGGUGCACAUGGACGUGAGGGGGAACAAAGUGCAGCUGGACGAUAACACAGAGAUUUCCUACGAUAAGUGUCUGAUCGCUACAGGCGGAGUCCCCAGGAACAUGCAGGUGAUAGAGCGGGCCGGGGAGGAGGUGAUGAACCGGACCACUCUGUUCCGCAAGGUGGAGGACUUCAAGGUGCUGGACAUGGUCUCCAGGAGUGUGAAGUCCAUCACCAUCGUGGGCGGAGGCUUCCUCGGCAGUGAGCUGGCCUGCGCCCUGGGCAGGAGAUCUGCUGACUCAGAUCUGGAGGUGGUGCAGAUCUUCCCGGAGAAGGGGAACAUGGGGAAGGUCCUCCCGGAGUACCUGAGCAACUGGACCACCGAGAAGGUCAAGAAAGAGGGGGUGAAGGUGAUGCCCGAGGCCCUGGUGAAGUCCGUCAGCUUCAAGGACGAGCAGGUCCACAUCCACCUGAAGGACGGCCGCGUGGUGAUCACGGACCACCUGGUGGCGGCGGUGGGUCUGGAGCCCAGCGUGGACCUGGCCAAGUCGGCCGGUCUGGAGGUGGACGCCGACUUCGGGGGGUACCGGGUCAACGCGGAGCUGCAGGCGCGCUCCAACAUCUGGGUGGCCGGCGAUGCGGCCUGCUUCUACGACAUCCGGCUGGGCCGCCGGCGGGUGGAGCACCACGACCACGCGGUGGUCAGCGGCCGGCUGGCCGGGGAGAACAUGACCGGGGCCAACAAGCCGUACUGGCACCAGUCCAUGUUCUGGAGUGACCUGGGCCCGGACGUGGGCUACGAGGCCAUCGGCAUCGUGGACAGCAGCCUCCCCACCGUGGGGGUCUUCGCCAAGGCGACCGCCAAGGACACGCCCCGCGCCGCCACCGAGAAGUCCGGGACGGGGAUCCGGUCGGAGAGCGAGACGGAGGAGGUGGCCCAGAGCCCCGUGGCCUCCACGACGCCCGCCCCGCCCAGCCUGCCCCAGAAGGACGACUACGGCAAGGGGGUGAUCUUCUACCUGCGGGACAAGGUGGUGGUCGGGAUCAUCCUGUGGAACGUCUUCAACCGGAUGCCCAUCGCACGCAAGAUCAUCAAAGACGGGGAGGAACACGCAGAUCUGAACGAAGUGGCCAAACUCUUCAACAUCCACGAGGAUUAGAGUGUGUGUGUGUGUGUGUGCUAGGAGUGUGUGUGUGUUGAGCGCAGAGCUAAUGGCGUGUGAAGGCUGUCGCGGCCAAUAAUCGUUCGGAAGUGUGACGACCGCGCUGGGAGAACCCCACUGCUGAACCUCUGCACUGCAUCUCAUUUCCUGUCGUCACUGCAGCUCACUUCCUGUCCCUGGGAGAACGCACAGGGGCGUGUUUCUGUAAUUAAGACGAGCGUUUGGCACUUUUCACGUUCUGAGUGUGUGUUUGAACAAUCAGUUUGAUCCGUCUCAUUAGGCCACGCCCACAAGGUGAAUGCAUCGUCCUCGUCGGGAAAAUGUGAUUCAAGUAUAAUUGUCUCCCUCUCUCUCUCUCUCCAUCUAUUGGUCUCUCUCCCUCUGUCUGUCUCUCCGUCUCCUCCCCCAUCGCUCGAUCAAGGAUUGUAUCCUCAGUGUGUGUGUAAAGGAGUUGAAAAAAAGAAGAGAUGAAAUCUGCAAUAAAAAAAUAUUUUUAAAGUGAAACUCGUUUGAUU